Messenger RNA from Tetranychus urticae (two-spotted spider mite), 3238 nucleotides. RefSeq lists its product as uncharacterized. Gene Ontology annotation, molecular function: chromatin binding. Lineage: Eukaryota; Metazoa; Arthropoda; Arachnida; Trombidiformes; Tetranychidae. The record is from RefSeq and is a predicted model, not a curated record. Gene Ontology annotation, cellular component: MSL complex.
ACGUGCAAAAAUAAAUCCAUUCUGUUUACAAGAGUUUUGCCAUCAACUUACUAGAUAGUUCUAAUUCUUUAUUAUUUGGUUUUUGUAAUUGUUUCUAAUUGUUUAAAAUAAAUUGAUAAUGGGGAAGCGUAAACGCGGCAAUAAACAAAAUGAAGCUACUGAUAAGGAGCCAGAAAAAACUGAAAAUCAAAAUGAAGUCUUAUUCUCCGAUGACUUGUUGAAAAUAAGAAAGACUGAAUGGAUUAAUAGACAAAGAGUGAUGGUUCUUGGAGCUAGAGGAAUCACAGCUCGUGAUCGACAUCUAAUGUUAAACCUACGGACUUUAAUGCCUCAUUCAAAAUCAGAACCCAAAUUGGACAGUGUAAAGAGUGACCUAUUCAGUGACGCAUUAGAAAUUUGUGAAACACGCAAUUGUAACAAGUGCUUACUCUUUAUUAAUAAGAAGCGAAAAGAUAGUUAUUUAUAUGUUGCUAACGUACCAAAUGGACCUUCGGCAAAGUUUAUGAUAGAAAACAUUCACACCAUGGAAGAGCUUCGUCUUAGUGGAAAUUGUUUACGAGGAUCCAGGCCUUUACUUUCAUUUGAUCCUGAAUUUGACAAAACUCCUCAACUGUCUUUACUCAAAGAGUUGUUCUCUCAGACAUUUGGCGUUCCAAAACACCACCCGAAAAGCCAACCGUUUUUUGACCAUGUUUAUACAUUCACUAUUUUGGAUAAAAGAAUCUGGUUCCGUAAUUAUCAAAUUGUUGGAGAGGAAGGCUCACUCGCUGAAAUUGGUCCGAGAUUUUGCUUAAAUUUAAUCAAAAUUUUUGAAGGUGGUCUUGGUGGUCCUGUGAUUUAUUCUAAUCCAGGAUUUGUCAAUCCAAAUGUUAGACGGCGAAUGUUACGGCAACAAGCUUCAGACAAAUACAAGGAUAAGGUUGUGAUAAGAGAAGGGCGAAACAAGAAAAAACCAAAAGGAGAAGAAUAUCAAGACAUGGAUCCAUUGGAAAUUUUCGAUCUGUCAAAAGUGAUUAAUGUCAGAAUGAAAUCUGAAUAUCAUCUUGGAACCAUUCUAUUAACCAACGGAGUUCACAAUAACCACAUUCAUCUUCACGAGAAGUCUCAUCGUCACCUUACCUCUGUUACUGUGAUUGAACCUACCAAGUCAAACUCAACACCAUCUGGAAAGGUUAUUGGGUUCAAUACUAAUCAAACUAAAGGCUCUUGUAGUAUGUCAGCUAAUGAUAAUCCUAGGAUUACUCACAAGGUCAAUUUAGCCGCAGCCUUUCAUGAUCACAUCUCAUGCACUAAAUUACCUUCUCAAAUAACUAAAAACGGCGGUGAUAUUAAUUCACUCAUUGGUGUAUCUCUUAAUAAUAGUGCAUGUAUUGAUACAAACAACUCAUUGUUUGGAGCUGCUGCUGGAUCUAUCAAUGAAGAUAAAAUUCAAAUCAAAAGAUUAAAAGACAUGAUUCUCAUGCAAUUAGAUUUGAUUCAACACCAACAAGAACAACUACUGAAAAAAGAGCGCCAGUUACAAGGUUUAAAGAAUGAUAGGGAAACAUUGUGUUUAAAGAUAGAAAAAAUGGAAAGUCGGAUCAACUUUUUAACACGAAAAUUAUUAGAAACAAAUUCUGGAACAUCUACAUUGAUAAUUGGGGAUACUACUCAUACUGAAACUAUUAGUGAAUUAAAUGCACAAAGUUCUGAUUCUGAAAUGAUGAUCAGCUGUCUGAGUGAUACCAACGAUAUGACUGGCAUGUUUACAAAUGUAUACUCUACGCCAUCUCCCCUAUCUACAUCAAAUCCCGCUAUUGUUUCACCAAGAACUUGUAAUUCAAAUUUACUGGCUCCAUCACCAUCUAAUCAAAGUCUCCAAUUAACUAGCGGCACUGAAAUAUUAAGCAGUGGGGAUAAUGACGAUACUAGUGAUCACACUAAACCAAAACCAAGUUCCAAUUCUGGAAAGAAAAAAGUCAAGACUGAAACAAGUAAAAAGAAAUCAGAAGAAAUUAAAGAGGAAAAGAAAAGCAACUCAAAAGAUAACAAAAAAUCAGCUGUGAAAAGAAAAAGACCAACAAACACUAAAAGUGUUGCUGCUCAGACCAAUAAAGGUGAUCUUCCAAUAUCUUCGGAUAAAUCAAUUGACAAUGAAUCUGCAGAUGAAAAAGUUUCUUCAACCAAAUCGUGUAGUAAAAAACGUCGUCGAACUGUAUCAAGAAGCAGCAGCUCGACCAUUGAUCAACUAUCUGUAAAUAGUGUGAAUUGUAAACAAACAAGUACAAAUGUAAAUUCUCUGGAUACCGAUGAAUUAUAUGAUCUCUUCAGCUGUCAAGAUGAUAAGGAUACAAUCCAAAGAAAUGAGUCUUCCUCCCUCGAUGUAACAAUCAAGGGUAAUCAAAUAGAAGUACCUUCUUGGAGGAUUAUUCACAUACCUGAUAGUCUCUCCACUGAUGGUAUUGAGAGUCUGGAUGACGACACUUUCUUGAAAAGACACCAAAAACUCGAAAGCGACGAGAAAAGGAGAAAAAGGUGGGAUAUUCAACGAUUAAGAGAACAAAGACUCAAUGAAAGACUCAGAUCUGGUCGUUACUAUAAUAAUAACAUUAAUUGCGAUAAUUCUCCCGGCUCUAACGGUUCAACGAAUCAAGCGGGAAGUAAUUUGAGCAACUUCUUCCCUAGGACGAAAGAAGUUCAAUUUAUUGAAGUAUCUGAUAAAAUACCAGGCAUGGCAUUUGGCCUUCCAAUUCCAAAUUUACCGCCAAAAGCUUUUUCAUUACCCUGGCUAAAAUCAUCUCGUCAAACUUAAAGUCAUGAUGGAUCAAGACUGGCAAUUUUUUAAAAUUGAAGGUUGAAGCUGAAUGAAACUUCCUUUUCUCGGUGGGCCCUUCAUGGGUAUAAUUACACACAUCAAGCCCGGUGGAAUAAAUUCAUUAUUUUUCAACUCGAUAAACUUAAUUAUGACAAAGAAAUAAUUGAUAAUUUUGUCAAUUAUUCUGACUGGAAUAGAAUCAAUUAUUUUCAGCACAAAAAGGAUUGUGUUUCGCUUGGCUUCUUUUGUAUAAACAAUUUUCCUUAAGAUUUUAACGAAAUCAAAUUUGUUCCGAGAUGUAGAAUAAAUCAAAUAAAACAUCUCUGAACCAAAGUUUUGAUGAUAAUUUUGUGAUUUUCCUCCAAGUCUUAAUCUAUUAAUUUGUUUGUGAUUUAUUCACAAAGAGAUUGCAUGCCAAUAAAAAAGUGUUAUUCACACUCAAAA